Molecule: messenger RNA, 2409 nt
Organism: Lodderomyces theae
Lineage: Eukaryota; Fungi; Ascomycota; Pichiomycetes; Serinales; Debaryomycetaceae
Product: diacylglycerol/polyprenol kinase family protein
Exons: 2
Coding region: 1-2409 (802 amino acids)
Biological process (GO): phosphatidic acid biosynthetic process
Cellular component (GO): endoplasmic reticulum membrane
Molecular function (GO): ATP-dependent diacylglycerol kinase activity
Source: RefSeq, a predicted model, not a curated record
AUGCGUUUUGUUAGUAUACUCACUGCACUUGUAUUGUUAUUGUUGCCACCAGUCGUUGCUGACACUUUUUCAAGCGUGGAAAAGCAGUUUCAUCGACAUAUCAACUUUUUGAAAGGGGCCUUACCUCGACGCAACGCACUUGGUUCUAACAGCACCAACUCAUUAGUGGGUAUUCUGAAUAAAGGCGUUCCCGUGUACUAUGAUGGAGCUCAUUCAAGUAUCUCAACACUAGCAUUUGAAGACAAAACUGAUUUGCACAUUGACCUGGCAAGAGGUAGCACAGAAAUAUCGAUGCCUUCUAAAGUAGUCUCGAUGGUUAAUGAAACUGGUACUUUCCUACAUCCCGUAGCGACUAGUGCCCUACAUUCAAAAAUGACAGGUGAGAGAGAACGCUAUGUGGCUCUCUCAGCUACGACAUCUCCCGUUGCCUCUUACACAUUGAUUCAGCAAAGCGUAUCCACUUCGAAAUUUGACCCACUUGCAGAAAUAAACCGAUUGGAGUUGUUGUUGAUAGAUUUGAAAGAGCAAAUGCAUAGGCAGAAGCUGAGGUUUGAAAAACAGUUGGGGGAUGGAGAUAAGAGCCAGGCGAUUGUUACCUCACUGGAUUUUGCCCCACUCACUACGGAUUAUUCACUAUCAAGGCUAUCUCUGGCACCCACUGUUGACAAGGAGAUUACCGAUUUCGAUGACAUGACUACUGCUACCCAAUCCAAAGUCAACGGGAAGCAGAUUAUGGCAACAAAACCACCUUCAAACUCGGUUAUAAUCAAACCUCAAUUUCAGAAACAUAAAAGUCGGAAAGCAGCGGCAAAGAUGGACUACAAGAAACCGAAAGUUGCUUGGAGUGAAGUUCCAGCUACAACCACUGCAAGAGCAGCUAGAGUUGAUGUGGAUGAAACCUUGGGAGUGCUAAAGGAAGGCGAGUACACGAUCUUGUUUGACAAAGAUCAACAAAUUGGGUAUAUUGACGCAAAUGCUAUUCAGUUUGCGCCCAUAAUUGAUGCAACUAAUGUACCUUCAACCACCCAGUAUGAGGAGUAUUUUGUCAAACUGGCGGUCGAGCAUCCCCACAUUGGAAGGGAGGCCUCGCUGGAGAACGUGUCUCGCGAGACAACUUUUGAACAGUUGAUAACGGUAGAACCAACUACUUCUACAUCAAGAGGACCGGUUUAUGAUCAAGACUUGAUUCAUCCACCACCCAGGAGUGCAGCGUUUUCAACUCAUGCGAAUGAUAUUGAAUAUAGCCCAGGGGGGACGGGUUUUCUUACGUCACGGGACCGUCGAAUGAAGAUGCAGCCUACAAAAAGCUUUAAUUUCGAUGUCUUUGACUUUGAUUCUCAAACAAAGCUCAACUCGGGAAAUUCAGAUUGGAUCCUCAAAGUCACAUUUUUACAUUUACUGCCCGAUAUGUCCGCUGCUGCUGGUACUAUAAACACACCUCCGCCUAAGCCGCAAACUGGACUCAAUAUACUAGAGUUUGACGAAGCCAACGUGAAUUCAUACAUCGAAGAAGAGGAUCAAACGUACAUCUACAACACCACAAACGACGAUAAAUCGUCUGAGGAGGAUGAGGAUUAUGAUGACGACGAAGUAGAGGAUGACUUUCAGGUCUUGUCUAGUAAAAGUUCUGAGACGGAUUUAGACGUGAAUGACUUGAGUCCAAAGGGAGAGGGAAGUAUAAACAGUGAAGGAAAAGUUGAAUCAGUUGGAAUAACGCCCAUCAAAGGCAAGUUUAAUCAGUUUUUGGUCAAGCACGAGAUUCCUAGAAAAGUGUUUCACUCAUCUAUUGGUGUUUUGACCUUGUGGUUGUAUACCAAGGGGACCACAACUCCACAGUUAUUUGUUCCGCUAUUCACAUGUUUUUCAGGUGUCCUAAUAAACGAUUUGGUGAGACUCCAUAAUCCCGAGAUUAACAAAGUUGUCACGUCUCAGAUGUGGUUCAUCAUUCGUGAAAAUGAGAAAAACUCCUACAAUGGAACUUUAUUCUACUUGGCGGGUGUGUUGAUUGUUUUGUAUCUCUACCCCAAGGACAUUAGUGUUUUGAGUAUCCUUUUAUUGAGCUGGGCUGAUACUGCUGCUUCGACUGUUGGCCGCAAGUUUGGCAAGUACACCCCCAAGUUAGGAAAUAGAAAGUCUUUGGCUGGUUCAUUGGGUAGCUUUGCAGUGGGUACGUUUGCAGCAUAUUUACUCUAUGGGUACUUUAUCCCUGGAUAUGAUGUCAAUAAGCCUGGCGACAUAUACUGGACACCACAACUGAGUAGGUUGAAUUUUCAUGUUUACUCCAUUCUUGUUGGAUUUAUUGCUAGUGUUUCAGAACUCAUUGAUAUUUGGGGAUUAGAUGAUAACUUCACAAUCCCAGUAUUGAGUGGGACAUUGAUUUAUUGGUUGGUGCGUUUAUUUCAUACUUAG